CCUCCCCCUCCACCCCCCCGGCCCGAUUUGGGCAGCGGCGAGCCCGGCGCUGCCGGCAGAGCCGCCGUGUGCGGGCGCGGCGCCGGAGGCAGCUCGGCCCCGGGGGGGCUGCGGCGAGGCAGGAGCGGCCGCCCCGCUCCCCCGGCUCCCCCGGCCCGGCGGGGCGCGGCCCCGCGCUGCAUGCCCGCCCCGGCGGCAUGGCCCGCAGGCAGGCGCGGCCGGCGGGCGGCGGGCGCUGGCUGCCCUGGCUGGGGCUCGCCCUGCUGCCGCUGGCCGUGCCCCCCGCCGCCGCCCCCGCCGCCUGCCCCUCCGCCUGCUACUGCGUGGCCACCCCGGAGCUGGUGCAGUGCCGCUACGAGCGGCUGGAGGAGCCGCCGAGGGAGCUGCCGGCCGCCGUCCACAACCUCAGCAUCGCCGGCAGCAACCUGAGCGUCCUGUCCCGCGCCGCCUUCGCCGCCCGCCCGCUGCGCGACCUCCGCCUGCUCCGCCUGCGCCACGACAACAUCCACACCAUCGAGGACAUGGCCCUGCAGGGCCUGCCCGCCCUGCGCACCCUCGACCUGAGCCACAACCCGCUGCUCUCGGUGGCCGCCGGCGCCUUCGCCGGGGUCCCGCAGCUGCGCACGCUGCAGCUGAACCAGGCGCUGCUGGCGGCCCCGCUCGAGGAGCAGCUCGCCCUGGCCAUGCGCAACCUCAGCCUGCGGCGCCUGGAGCUGGCGGGCAACGCGCUGCAGGCGCUGCCGGCCGCGCUGCUGCCGCCCGGCCUGGAGGAGCUGGACCUGCGGAACAACUCCCUGCAGCGGCUGGCGGCCGCCGAGCUGCGCAGCCUGGACGCGCCCGAGCUGCGGGGGCUGCGCCUCAGCCUGGGCGCCAACCCGCUGAGCUGCGACUGCAGCCUGCGGCCCUUCCUGGCCUGGCUGCGCGGCGCCGCCGCCCGCGUGCUCGACGCGCGGAGCCUGCGCUGCGCGGGGCCGCCGGGGCUGCGCGGCAAGGCCCUGCUGCGCCUGCGGCCCGAGGCGCUGGCCUGCGGCCUCGGCGAAGGCGGCGAGCCCGGCCAGCUGGAGACCGCCUCCUACGUCUUCUUCGGCAUCGUGCUGGCGCUCAUCGGCAUCGUCUUCCUCAUGGUGCUCUACCUGAACCGCCGCGGCAUCAAGCGCUGGCUGCACAACCUGCGCGAGGCGUGCCGCGACCAGAUGGAGGGCUACCACUACCGCUACGAGCAGGACGCCGAUCCGCGCUGCGCCGGCACCCCGGGCCUCUGACGGCACCCCCGGCCAUCGCCCGGCGGCACCCGCCCGCCGAGCCGCCCCUCAGCGCCUCGACGCCUCCGCACCCGGCCCCUGCCUCGCCCCGGCCCAGCCAUCCCCUUGCCGAGGCCCCACCGAAAAUCGGUCUGUGAGGACGAGCCGCCCUCGGGGUGGGCACCGGGGUGCACCAGAGCGGAGUGACCCUCCCCGGAGGGCUGGCUUCCCCUUCCCACACCUCCGACCCUGCAGGUUCCCGCAGGGCGCCAGGCCGGACCGUUCCCCCAUCCAGUGCCCGCUGGCAGGGAGCACACCCGGCUCGGCCCCGCGGGGUGCCAGCAUGCACGGCCCGGCGCUCCCGGAGGAUUGGGAGGCUUGCACGGCUGGUCCCUGUGCGGCGGCGGGGCCCUCCGGCACGCAGGAUGCGCGGCUUGGCGCUCACACCCGAGUGCGUGCUCAGCACGGCCCAGGAAGCCGCAGGCAAUACCUGAAACUGUCCUCCUGGACGUUCCUGGAGCCUGGACUUGACUUUGACUAUGUACAGCUCUCUUUCCUAUUAGAUUUCUAUUUGACAGGUGCAAAGUUUAACUUCAUUUCUUUUCUUUUUUUUUGCCUUUUUGCUGCAAAGAGGAGAACACAUCAUCCAGCUGCUCCCCCCGGGAAGCGACGUGCUUUUCCGAGCCCGUUUAUCCAUUUAGUUUUGUUCAGUGACAUUUCCAGCUGGUUCCAGGCACAAGGCGAUGCUGCAGCUGUAGGAAACGCCUCCGCCGGCUGCGUGCAUGUUCCCCGGGGCACGCGGGGCAGCCCUUUGACUCUAGAAUGUAGCGUAGACCUGGCUGUCUCGGCACUUUGUAAUUUAAAACGAGCGAAGCAGGAGCUCCCGCCCUAAUUCCCCUGCCCGUGUUUGCUUUAGUGCCUGUUACUAUAUCCUAGAGCAAAUAUAUUCAAAGCUGCACCCACUCCAUCGUCUAUUUUCUAUGAAGCUCCUUGCAAACGGUUGCCUAAUAUCCCCGUGGCUGAGGCGAAGUUACUGUGGUGGGUUUGCCAGAGGUAGGGAGCUCUGGGCUCCUCUGUUUUCAUCGGUGCUUGGGAACCUCUCUUGCUGAGCUGGUUUGGUGGUCAGGGAUGCAGAGCGGUUUUGUGUGGCUUGUGCACAGAUCUCAGUCCUGAUCCCUCCCUGGCAGCAGCACAGGGGCUCAGGAAAAUUAUCCAGGUAACAGUUUUCUCAAGUAGUCUUUCUCUCCCGGGUGGCUUUGUACGUAACCCAUGAGGUGCCAGAGCGCUGAGCCUCUCC
Prinia subflava (tawny-flanked prinia) is the source of this 2538-nucleotide messenger RNA. It is a transcript of the gene TPBGL, whose product is annotated as trophoblast glycoprotein like. NCBI's taxonomy places the organism in Eukaryota, Metazoa, Chordata, Aves, Passeriformes, Cisticolidae. The transcript has a single exon. Gene Ontology annotation, cellular component: plasma membrane. Gene Ontology annotation, molecular function: protein binding. The record is from RefSeq and is a predicted model, not a curated record. Bases 198 to 1262 code for a protein of 354 amino acids. Gene Ontology annotation, biological process: negative regulation of canonical Wnt signaling pathway.